GUUCGCCCAGAGCAGGAGCCGCGGUUCCGAGUGCCCUCACGCCCUCCUUCCCGAGUCACCAUGGUGGACGCCUUUGUCGGUACCUGGAAGCUGGUGGACAGCAAGAAUUUUGAUGACUACAUGAAGUCACUCGGUGUCAGCUUUGCCACCAGGCAGGUGGCCAGCAUGACCAAGCCUACCACGAUCAUUGAGAAGAAUGGGGAUAAGAUCUGCAUAAAGACACAUAGCACCUUCAAGAACACAGAGAUCAGCUUUCAGCUGGGAGUGGAGUUCGAUGAGACCACGGCAGAUGACAGGAAGGUCAAGUCAACCGUGACACUGGACGGAGGAAAACUUGUCCACGUGCAGAAGUGGGGCGGGCAGGAGACUACGCUUACAAGGGAGCUAAGUGACGGGAAACUCAUCCUGACUCUCACCCAUGGCAAUGUGGUGAGCACUCGAACUUACGAGAAGGAGGCGUGACCUGGCUGCCCCUCACUGACUGCUCCUCUGCCAACUGGCUACCCCCGACUCAGCACCACGUUGCCUCAUAUUUUUCCUCUGGCAUUUUGUAUAAAUACAAUUUGGUUGGGAUUUUUCUGGAGAUAAGGGGCUUCAACCUGGAUCCAGUUCCCACUGUGUAUGUGGUUUAUUUUUUAAAACUGUACUCAAAGGGUGCUCUGAGGUCAAUAAAGCAGAGCCAAGGCCA
Messenger RNA from Psammomys obesus (fat sand rat), 688 nucleotides. It is a transcript of the gene Fabp3, whose product is annotated as fatty acid binding protein 3. The coding region runs from base 61 to 462 and encodes 133 amino acids. Lineage: Eukaryota; Metazoa; Chordata; Mammalia; Rodentia; Muridae. Gene Ontology annotation, cellular component: nucleus; cytosol. Gene Ontology annotation, molecular function: fatty acid binding. Gene Ontology annotation, biological process: fatty acid transport. The record is from RefSeq and is a predicted model, not a curated record. The transcript has 5 exons.